Molecule: messenger RNA, 1213 nt
Organism: Salmo salar (Atlantic salmon)
Lineage: Eukaryota; Metazoa; Chordata; Actinopteri; Salmoniformes; Salmonidae
Source: RefSeq, a predicted model, not a curated record
CCUGUUGUAUUCGGCGCAUGUGACAAAUAACAUUUGAUUUGGGCCACCAUGGCUAUGCCCCCAUAGGAUGAUAAUGCCCCCAGCUACAGGCCGAGAGUGGUCACUGAAUGGUUUGAUGAGAAUGAAAAUUAUAUAAACCAUAUGCCAUGGCUGUCUCAGUUACCAGAUCGCAACCCAGUUCACACUUAUGGGAGAUUCUGGAGCGGCGCCGGAGACGGCGUUUUCCACCACCAUCUACAGAGCUCCAAAUGAUGGAAUUUAUUUUGGAAGAAUGUAAACACAUCCCUUCAGUAGCGUUUCAGACACUUGUAGAAUCUAUGCCAAGGUGCAUUGGAGCUGUUCUGUCUUGUGGUGGCCCAAUACCCUAUUAAGAUACUUUGUUGGUGUUUCCUUUAGUUUGGCAGUUAGCUGUAUAUGCUACUGUUAUCAGUUGUGAAAAAGUAGCUAAAUGGCUUCCCUAAUUUUAGGAAUUUCCAUCUCUUGUAUUCAUAGGCUUGCAGAGGUCAUUGACUGUUUGCCAGGGGGCAGCAGAUAUGUCGCUUCUCCACCAUAAUCCAUCAUCAAACCAUGCAGAGUUCUGUGCUUUCUACCCCUGCAUGGGCUUGUCUGUCUGCUAAAGCCAUCCAGACACCCCAACAGGUCAUCCUGUUACGCCUGGUCCAGCAGCCAAGCAGAAACCUCACGUACAUCAGCCUGAAGAAGGGAAAGAGGAAGUCUGUGAAAUCAGUGGUGAAGAGGUUCAUGCGGCUGCACUGUGGCCUAUGGAUUAGACGCAAGGCUGGAUACAAGAAAAAACUGGAAGAAGUUGCCUGCAAGAAAGAAGCGUUUAAGGGAGCAUGUGUUUUGUAACGAAACACCGACCGAGCUUUUGGAAAAAAUGACCACAAAAUUCUGGAAGAGGAGGAACUUGUUUGUCAAUGAUCCCUACAAGAAAUACCAUGAAUGUGUCAACCUAAAAGUCUAACAGCCCAGUGGGUUCUUCAGGAACAAAACUGAUGUGUGCGCAACUCUUGGGGCAAAACAGACGGGGUUGGCUUUGAACUAAAGGAUUGUUGACAACAUGUAAACUAUAUUUCCUCUCAAAUUUUUCUUGAAAAUAAAUGUGCACUUCUCUCAAAUACACCGGUACAGUGACUGGCGAAAGUAGUCACUCCCCUUGGCAUUUUUCCUAUUUUGUUGCCUUACAACCUGGAAUUAAAAUAGAUUUUGGGGG